Didymodactylos carnosus is the source of this 645-nucleotide messenger RNA. The record is from the annotation of a GenBank genome assembly. NCBI's taxonomy places the organism in Eukaryota, Metazoa, Rotifera, Eurotatoria, Philodinida, Philodinidae.
AUGAAACGUGGUCUUUUAAGCAAACUGCUUGGAGGUGGUUCUAGUGACCUAUCCCGUACUAAAACUUCAAAUUUAGCACCAUCUGAACGUUCAAAAAUUCGAGAUUUGUUAAAAAAUCCAAUUGUCAUCAGCUUAUUGAGUGCAGCUGUUGGAGUACUCGUUCAAAAAAUGUUAAGUUCACGAAAUAUGGACAAAGCUAGUGUAUGUGAAAAUAAUUAUGUAAAGAUGGCAACAAUGGCUAUGCAUGCCAAUCCACAAUUAAAACAGUUAUUGGAAAUAUUAGGAUGUGCAGGUAGUAGCAAGGGAAAAUAUGAUAAAAAACCGACAACAACCCCAACAGAUAAUGAUGAAUCAGAAACGGCGGAUGAUGAUGAUGAGAAUAGUGAGAAAACGUUAAACAAUAGUCAUCAGGAAAAAACUAGUAAACUUCACGGAAUUAUGAGUGUAUUCAAAGGUCAACCUGGUUCAAAACGGAAAUUUCUGAAAGGUCUAUUUGGUUCCAGCAGUAAAAAUAAGGAGAUAAAAGCUGGUGUAAAAUUACCACAAAGUAAUUAUAAAUUAGAUAAAUCGGAUGCCGAUGCAUUGAAGAAUUUGGAAAAUGAAUUAGAUCAAUAUAAUAAUAAAAUUCAACAGAAUUCACCAUAA